Molecule: messenger RNA, 2799 nt
Organism: Moneuplotes crassus
Lineage: Eukaryota; Ciliophora; Spirotrichea; Euplotida; Euplotidae
Source: the annotation of a GenBank genome assembly
AUGGUUGUCAAAAUCAAGCUUGUCAAUAAAGGGUGCAAGCAUAACCCUCUUUGGUGGUUCAUUGUACAAAAGCCUCAGAUGAAGCUCACAGGAAGAUAUAUUGAGAAAAUUGGAUACUGGAGACCAAGAAACAGAAAGACUUAUGAUAGAUCAAUUUCUCUUAAUAUUCCAAAAGUUAAAUAUUGGCUCGGUAAUGGAGCUCAGCCAACAAAACCAGUCAAAAGAUUGCUCACUGAGUUUGACUUGUGGCCCAAAGUACCACCUCCACAGGGUUCAAAGUAUGCUUAUGAAAAGCCAAAGAAAGUUUACUCUGAACACUCCAUGAAUAUUCUUUUGAAGACAUUUAAGAUGGAUAGAGACACUCCAAUCAAACAGAGGAUCCAGGAUGAGAUUGCUAAGUUAAAAACCCUGAAUAGCUUCGAGCGGGAUAUGUUAGGAAGCUACAAUAUUGAUAAAAUGCAGACUACAGACAUAGAUACAGAUGAGAACAAUGUUAUUGAAAGAAACAUCAAGUUCAAUGAGCUCAAGAGAAGAUUUGACAAUCAUAAAAAGUAUUCUCUCGAUGUUAUGAAUGCAAAUGACUACAAGUUUAAUAACUACCUUAGAAAAAUGAACAAGCUGGCAAUGAACAAGUUUGGAGGCCUCGACAUUGAUGGCUAUACUGAUUACCUAAAUAACCUCAUGGAAUUUAAGAAGAUUGAUAAAGACUUAAUAUUGGACAAAGAUCCUCAUCUUAACGACAAACUCCAUAUUGAUUACACAGGUAAAGAACAAAAAGGCCCAAGAACUGGAAAGCCAAUGAAUCAUUCUUACAACUUUGAAGAUAUCACUACCAUUCAAAACAAGGUCAGAAGGCUCGCAAAGAUGAAGGAAACCUUAAUUGAAAUCCUAAGAGAUGAGAUUGAAGAAAGAAACAGAUAUGAAGUGUCCCAUAAAAUAGGAGAUGAAGAUAGAUUGAAACUCAAUUUAUACAAGCAGACUAAAGAUAAAAGCGGGUUUUCGGAAGAUACUGAAGCACUUUACCAGGUCACUAAAUCUCAUAAAGAAAUGAAUGCAUUUGAAUCAAAUCAUGUUGAUGCUCUUAAAGCAUCUCCUGAAUACGGAACCCCUUCAAACACGAUGGAAAUGAUGAUCCCCACAGAUGAGAUACAAAAUAUGACUCAGGAGGAAUAUGAUGCACGAGUACUCAAUGAUGAAGAUAAUUUUGAUGAAAAUAGACCAUUUUUCGAAAAUGAAAAUGAAUUCUUGGAGAAGUAUGACGAGGUUGAUGAAGAGAUUACACUCACCAUUGUUGAAUACCUUCAUCUAAAUCCUCACUUGUUCAGAAAGAUCAGGUUCCUUCAGAGAGACAAUGAAGCUUUAAAUGAGGAAACACUUCCAGAGAUGGCUAAAUUAAAAGCACUUCAGAAAAGAGUGGAAGAGAAGGUCCUUAAGGAAAGCUUAACCUCAGUCCCAAUCUGGGUUGAGAAUACAGAUGAUAACUUUAAAAGAGAAUACAUUUCUAGAGGAAACUCUUUCUUAAAGAAGUACAAUGCUUAUGAACUGACUCCUGACCCAGAAGGAGAAUUUGAAACUAUUAACCCUACUUAUGAUCGUGAAGAAGAAGAAGAUCUUCCAGUUUAUGAUGGAACGCAUAAUUAUGUUACCCCUGAAGAAGUAGACAGGAUCUCAACAGCCACCAAAAUUCUUGUAGAAGGAUAUAAAAGGGUACAGCAAGGAAAGAAGAAUGUUUCCCUUUCAGACAUCCUGAAGGUAUUAAACAUCAGACAGGAAGAGCCAUGGGAAAUCGAACAGGAAGAGUUCACUCCUUAUGACACAGAGAACACUUAUAAUAAAAGUGAAAUUGUCACAGAUUCUGGCUUAAAGGUUCCAGGGUUCACUGAGACCAACCAGAUGUUCAACGAUAAGAGAAAUGAGGUCAUCAAGAAAUCUGUAGCUGAAGAAAUGAAACGAAUGGAAGAGUCUGAAGGAGAAGGAGAGGGAGAUUAUGAGCAAGAGGAAGAGGAAGAUCAGAAUCCUAGAGAUAAAGCCAGAGCAAUUGAAGAUAAGGUUUAUAGACAACUCAACACUGAAGGGAUGGAGUAUUUGAAUUCAAUCGCUGGAAGAUAUCCUCUUGGAUACAGACACUAUGAAAAUUAUGAAGUUUAUGUCCUCAAAUUCCCAGAAAGAUCCCUCCAAGACUACAUUGAUGAUAUGAAUAGAGAGGUUACCUUUGAAGAAUACUUCGACCUUUCCCUUACAACUCUGAGAUUCCUUGUGAGAUCUAACGCUAAAAUAAGAAUGGAGGUAAUCGAUCUUACUGAUGGACAUCCAGAAAGAAUUGAGUGGAUUUUAAACUCUAAUGAGAUUAAGGAAAGAAUGAGAGAUGAAUUCAAUCUAAAAUUGAGACAAUACUAUGCUAUCAAAGACACAUUUAAGCUUGUAGAUGCUUUGGAAGAGUUCAUGGAAAUGGGAUUCUAUGGAGAUAUCAGCAAGUAUCCAGAGAAUGCUAAUCACAGGAUCAAUCCUUACCAAAUGGUAUCAUUCCAGAAGUUCUUCAAGGACGCUGACGAACCAAGCCCCCUAAACGUCUACAAAAUCGGCCCUACUGACUUCCCAAACCCUUUCAAAGCCUCUCCCGUGAGAAUGACCACCCAACCUCCAGUCCCCAGAAAAAUCAAGAUGGAGUACAACAAAAAGAUCAGAAGAAUGGGAGGAUCUGCUAUGAACAACUACAAGUUCUACUCCACAAUGGUCAGCAGAGUUGGGCAUACUUUAAACAACCCGAUUGCCUACAUGCCAUUCAAGGUUAAGAAGUAA